Molecule: messenger RNA, 1202 nt
Organism: Engraulis encrasicolus (European anchovy)
Lineage: Eukaryota; Metazoa; Chordata; Actinopteri; Clupeiformes; Engraulidae
Product: tetraspanin-5
Exons: 11
Coding region: 1-897 (298 amino acids)
Cellular component (GO): plasma membrane
Source: RefSeq, a predicted model, not a curated record
AUGAUGUCCGGACAGCACUUCAAGGGCCAUGAAGUCAGCUGCUGCAUCAAAUACUUCAUAUUCGGAUUCAACAUCAUCUUCUGGUUGUUGGGAAUGGCGUUUCUAGCAAUUGGACUCUGGGCGUGGAGUGAAAAGGGUGUGUUGUCGAACAUCUCCUCCAUAACGGACCUGGGGGGUCUGGAUCCCGUCUGGCUCUUCAUGGUGGUGGGGGCCGUGAUGUUCAUCCUGGGCUUCGCCGGCUGCAUCGGAGCGCUACGGGAAAACACAUUCCUACUCAAGUUUUUCUCUGUGUUUCUAGGUAUAAUAUUCUUCCUGGAGUUGACGGCUGGCGUGCUGGCGUUCGUGUUUAAGGAUUGGAUUAAAGAUCAGCUCAACUUCUUUAUCGACAAGAACAUCAAGGCCUACAGAGACGACAUCGACCUUCAGAACCUCAUCGACUUCACACAGGAAUACUGGGAGUGUUGCGGUGCGUUUGAGGCGGACGACUGGAAUCUGAAUAUUUAUUUCAACUGUACGGACACCAAUCCCAGUAGAGAGAAGUGCGGAGUCCCCUUCUCAUGCUGCACAAAGGACCCUGCGGAGGACGUGAUAAACACACAGUGUGGAUACGACGUACGCGCCAAGACGGACUUGGAGCAGAAGGCCUAUAUCCACGUGAAGGGCUGCGUUCCUCAGUUUGAGAGAUGGCUACAAGACAACCUGACUGUGGUGGCCGGAAUAUUCAUUGGCAUCGCACUGUUACAGAUAUUUGGCAUCUGUUUGGCCCAAAAUCUUGUCAGUGACAUCGAGGCAGUCCGAGCCAGCUGGGUGCCCCCUCCUCUCUCCAUCUCGGUCGCCGCCCACCGGCCCCCCCAUCACCAUCACCGCGGCAACAAGAAACGCUCCGCCUACUCAUGAGACAGACCCCGCCCCCCUCACACACACUCAAGCGCCUGUGUGUGUUCAUCUGUCUGUUCACCUGAUGGGAGUUGAGCCGCUUCACUCCUGAGGACACAGGUGGUGGAGCCAUGAUGAGGGGUGAGCAUCAGUGCCAACCAAAGGAUCCGGCUCCCACCCGGCUCCCAUCCGGCUGCCAUCCGGCUCCCACCCGGCUCACAUCCGGCUCACAUCCGGCUCCCACCCGGCUCCUCAAGCUGAACUGAAGUUCACUGUACAUAGUCUUGUAUAGAAGGAAAUACUGCGCACGCGUGUCUGUGUGUGUG